This is a messenger RNA of Ambispora gerdemannii, 569 nucleotides long. The record is from the annotation of a GenBank genome assembly. NCBI's taxonomy places the organism in Eukaryota, Fungi, Glomeromycota, Glomeromycetes, Archaeosporales, Ambisporaceae.
GAUUAGAUCAAGCACUCCAAAUCUCAAUUCAUGAUCAACAUUUCUCCAACAUCAAACCCAAUCAUGAAAUCAAUCAAUUUAUCAACAACAUCAUUGCUCUCAAAGAUGUUCCUCUCAACACUGAAGAAAAAAGACAGACUAAUAUUUCUGAUAACACGAGGUCACUUAUGCUACGUCCUUGGAAUCAAACAAACCUUAAUAACUCUCACAAUACUUCCAUUGACAAUUCUUUAAACUCAAUCUCAUCUAUUCGUAAUGCAGUCACUUCACUUAGAAAUGAUAUCAACAACAUCAUGGCAAAAUUUCAACAACUCGACUCCAAGCUAGAUAAAAUUCUCAACACUCUCACCACUCAAACACCAAGCUCAAAAACUUCUACUCACACACAAUUUGAUGAUACAACUGUCUCACAUAAUCAUAACAACAACAUCAAUGACAUGUUCAUGCAGAAUGACGAACUCAUUGACAACACCAUCAAUACUCCUUACAAAACUCUUCACUUUGAUAAGCUCAUCAAUCAACUACAUCAAAAAGAUGUCACAAUCAACGAACUCACAAAUCAAAAAUAA